AUGUCGAGCGGUUACCAAGUUGCCUCUGUUGCCCGGCUCGUUCACUCCACGUUGCCUGGCGGUGGCGAUGUUCCGGAGAAGGGAUCUUCAACCGAAACUGCGGCCGUGUCUUCCACGGGCGAGUUCGACCUUGGGUCCGACUUCACUGCAUUCAUACCAUCCUGCGCCGUCUCGUGCUUUCAGUCUUUCCUUGAAGUCAACUUUGAGACCGACCUCUGCGGCUCAUCACCAACAUUACAAUGUCUUUGUUCACAUACUGGAUCGACGGGAUACACGAUAGGAGAGGGUGCGGUUCAGUGUAUUGUGGCUGAGAAUUCUAUUAGAGCCUGUGAGGGCAUGAGUGCCGGGUCCGACACAGUCGCCAACGCAUAUGGAAUGUGCGAUAAUCAACCCAACGCAGCACCGGCGACACACGCUACAAUAAUAGCGACACUGAUCGUGCCCCCAACUGGCCCGGUCGUGGUGCCGAACCCAUCAACAACGGCAACUGUGAGCUCAAACAGGAGCUCGACGACGAGCUACAUGACGCCUUCCGUCACCGUGGCACCCACACUGUCGACAAGCUUCUUGACUAGCUCUAGCUCAAGCUUCAGCACAAGCACAAGCUCGUCCUCGUCUUCAUCCUCGUCCGCGCCUACGAAUGCUACGGCUGCACCAGAAACGAGUGGCACCAACACUGCGGCGCCGGCACGGAGCUUGAGCACAGCACAAAUUGGAGGCAUAGCAGGGGGAAGCGCCGCAGCAGUUCUACUUGCGGCGGUCGUUGGGCUCUUUUGUUUCAUGCGCAGACGUCGGGGCAAAGCAGUCACUGGUUUCUAUCAAAUGAGGGACUCAUGGAGCCCACGACGGAAAGACAGCCCGGAGAUCUCGGCGCCGCAGUAUCGGGAGCCCAAAUCGAUGUCUUUCACAAGGGCGCUGGCACAACGAGCGAACCGAGCCAGCGCUCGACCUGAUACUAUUGGCCUUGCGAUAUCUCCUGAGGGCAAUGGCAUGCAAGGAGCGGCAAGGCAGCCCGAUGGGACAAUGGUUGCUGCCAAUCUACCACUUGCUCCGGCUGCCGUGGCGCAAAGGAGGUCGGCGUCACCACCACCUAUUCCGGCCCUGUCACCUCUUCGGACUCAGGGUAACUUCAACUUCUUUUCUCCCCAACAGCAGUUCACAAAUCAGCAGCAACAACAACCAGCAAGCGCAGCAAAACCAGCUCUGACCGUCGACAUCCCGGCAGCAAAAUCCCAGCCGGCCGCUCGCUCCAGCACAAUGUCAAACAACCGCAUGCCUUUCAGCGGUGGGCGUGAUAGCGUCGUCACCGAGUUUGCGGAAGAUGGAGAGACAAGCGCUGGGCUCGGGUCUGCACAAAUAUGGCGACCUCCAAACACCGACCCUCAGUCUGCGUCGACGUAUUACGUUGCCGACAAAUGGGGGAAUUGGGUCCUGGGAGGUUCCGGCCCCGAUGAACAUAUCGUCGAGUUGCCAACUCCCGUCUCCAAGACAAUCGCGGAAAAGGACGCCGAGCAAGACCGAGCCGUUCAGGAGAGUAAUGCAGUCAAGGCGGCGGUCAAGGACCUCUCGUCCCCAACUCUGGGUGCAACUGCACCUGCGGCGCUGAGACUCUCCAGAGCAGCUGGUGCGCCAGGCAAGCCGACAAUCAGGCAUGUUGCCCCUGAAAGUGGACGGUUGCCGAUCAACACGAGGAGUUCGAGCGUGUAUUCGAACUUCAGCAUGAACUUCAGCCUUCCGCAGACUGUCCAGCCUGGGCCCAACAACCCCAUGCCAACUUCUGCUGGAUCGCGCAAGGAGCCGUCACCAACCCCAGAGUCAUAUUAUGUGGGAGGUGGCGCCGGUGGCAAGCAGCAAGGAAGAGAUCUCACUUCAAGACCGAGAAGAAGAUCCAACAGUACUGGCGGUGGGACGAGGGAUCGGACAAACACGAUGAUGUCGCAGGACUCCACGACGACAAUCGCGUCUUCAGUAGGCAGCGAGGUCGGGGUGGACUCGUUCCCAGCACCAUCUCGCCAGUCGGCAGCACCGGAUCAGCAGGGCAGCCUGUCGCCCGUGGUCGAGUCACCUGGGAGGUCACCGGUUUCCUAUCCCAAAAUCCCCAGGCCGCGCAGCAACGUGCCUCUGAACAGGGUUGCGGAUGCACCGGCCGCGAAGAAGCCCUUGCAGCACCCUGCCCUCCGGGUCGUCAACUCAACACCGAGCGACAGCCCAACCCUCGGCAUCGUCGACUCGCAGAAGCCGGUGCAAGUGGGCCCCGUGGCCUCGGCGGCUCCCGCACAGGCGCGUGUGUCUUACUACAACCCGCCCAGGAGGAACCCGAAUCCGAACAGGAACCCAGGCCAGGUCCGCUCCGGUUCGCCCGAGACACCAACAAGCCAGCAGCAGCAGCAGCAGCAGGUACCACAGCCCCUGGCGGUCCCGAGCAACAAGCGCGACACCACCAAGUCGCCGCCCCUGCAGACCUUCCAGCAGCACAUCGACAACCGCUCGCAGCUCCCAUCGCAGUCCCACUCGCGAUACGGGCCCAUGUCCGUGUACGACGCGUACUCGCGACCCGAGUCGAACCAGCCUGCGCAGCAGCAGCAACAGCGGCAUUACCAGCAAUACUAUUACCCACAACAACAACAAUACCAAAACGAGCCCGGCGGGCCCUACUCCUUCUCCCCCUCGCCAGCAUCGGCCUCUGACUCACCCUCCAUCUCAAACACAACCACCAAAACAGACAGCCAGUCCAGCCUGCUGGCGGCGAAGCGGCUCGGGGCAGAGCGCGCGGCAGCGCUGCAGAUCGGCGGCGAGUCGGCCGAGGCCCGGCAGGCGCGGUGGAAGCGGCGGACGUCGAGCCUGGGCAAGGCGGGUGGUGGUGGUGCUGCUGCUCCGGACGGCGUCGGCGCCGCGGCAUCGCUGCCGCCCAAGGGUGUCGUCUUCCGCCAGGCCGGCAGGGGCAGCGCCAGCACGAGGGAGAGCGACGUGCCGCUGCCUGCCACGCCUGGGUGGAAGCCGCAGCUCACGCCUAAGAGGAGGGGUGACGAUUUAUUCUUAAGCGUGCAGUAA
This is a messenger RNA of Diaporthe amygdali, 3051 nucleotides long. RefSeq lists its product as uncharacterized. The record is from RefSeq and is a predicted model, not a curated record. The transcript has 3 exons. NCBI's taxonomy places the organism in Eukaryota, Fungi, Ascomycota, Sordariomycetes, Diaporthales, Diaporthaceae. The coding region runs from base 1 to 3051 and encodes 1016 amino acids.